UAAAUCAAAUUAAAAUCAAGGAAAAGCGCUACGUAUUCGUAUUUUGAAUUCGCCAACUCAAGACAAAAAUGGCUAACCUUGACCUAUCGUCGAAGCGGAUCGAUCUCCUGCCAUUCAUGGUCGUCCUUCUCAUCGUCGCCCACGUCAUCCCAUUUGUUUACUGGUUUUACAAAUUAGCUACUGAUAAGACAUCGAAGAAAAAGAAGCACUAGUGACAGCAGAGGAAAAUCGGCGAAGGAAGUGAAAAUUGAAUGUUUUUUGUCAUUUACGUUUCUCGUUUUUGGUUAAUUUUCUGAAUAUUUUCGAUUAGCUAGUCUAAUCUAUGAAUUGAUUGUUUAAAGUUGUUACAAAAAGGUAUUUUAUGUGCAAUGAACUGCAUUUGCAUUGAUUCACUAUAUGUUCUUACAUUGUGAUAUGCUACUUCAUUCAGUCAUUUCAACAAACAGUUUGUGGGCUCGGUCACAGAGACCUAUAUUCCCUUCUCUCUUUCGAUGUUUAUGCAAAUCAACUAAAGCUUUUACUUCAGUUUCUUCGUUUGAGGGGUCAUGUGUAGAUGAGGAUUGCAAUGAUUUUCUGCCAUGGCUUGGGAACAAGGCUGGGGGUGAAAUUUCUUCGUUACUUUCGAUUGGGAAGUCUGCCUAUGGUAGGGCAUUGUAUGCUACUAAGGAUAUACAAACUGGGGAUUGUUUGUUGAAGGUUCCGUAUAGCACGCAGCUUGCCCCGGAUAAUCUCCCUCCGGAAAUAGCUUGUUUGCUGGGAGAUGAAGUUGGUGAUGUUGCUAAAGUUGCGUUGCUCAUUCUCUAUGAGAAACAUUUGGGGAAGAAGUCCGAGUGGGCGCCUUAUAUCAGCCGCCUUCCUCUGCUAAUGGAAAUGCAUAGCUCGGUGUUCUGGAGUGAUGAAGAAUUGGAGAUGAUUCGACAGAGUGCUCUGUAUGAAGAAACUCUCAAACAGAAGAAACAGAUUGAAAAAGACUUCUUGGCUGUUCAGUUGGUUUCUGAUGACUUUCCUGAGCAAUUUCAGCAUAUCACGUUGCAGGAUUUCACGUACGCAUAUGGAUUAGUCACUUCUCGAGCGUGGGUGAGCUCGAGGGGUGUUUCCAUGAUUCCCUUUGCAGAUUUCUUGAAUCACGAUGGCACUUCAGAUUCGUAUGUUUUGAGUGAUGCAGGCAGACAACAUUCGGAGGUGAUAGCUGAUCGCGAUUUCGCUCCAGGCGAUGAGGUCCUGAUAAGAUAUGGAAAGUUUUCGAAUGCUACACUCCUUCUGGAUUUUGGUUUUACUGUUUCUUGCAACCGUUAUGAUCAAGUUCGUGUUGAGCUUAAUGUGCCCCAACACGAUGCUCUCUACACGCAGAAGUUGGAGAUUCUUGGCAGAGAUCGCACACCAAGGAUCAAGGAUGACAACGAGUUCACAUACUACGAAAAUUCUUUCACGGUCAAAAAAGUAGGAGGUGGUAGCAGGUGGGGGAAGGGGAUCCCCCAAUCACUCCGUGCAUUUGCUCGCAUCAUGGCUUGCGAUUCUCAGCAAGAGUUACACGACCUGGCGAAGGAAGCUGCAGAGAAUGAUGGAAGGCUGGCUCGGAAGCCACUGAAGAACAAGAGCAGAGAGCUUGCAGCCCAUCAGCUGUUGCUUUCCGAGAUGUCUCGUUUGAUAAAAGAUCACGAUGAACACAUCAAGUCGCGGGCUCCAACGCCUCCCACUCUACGGGAGAAGAGUGCUCUGAGGCAGAAACUAGCACUAGAUCUCCUGAGUGGUGAACUACGAGUGCUGAAGUCGGCUUCUGCUUGGCUCGAGAGCUACUGUUCGAGGUUGUGAAAGAGACAUUGAAGGGUUAACCAUGAUGCAUUCUACCAUACAAGGUAAAAACUUACAACUUUACAUAGUCUCAAUUGUUUACCUUUUACUCGUAUCUAGAAAAUUAUGUGUAUUAAUCAACAAUUAAUGGGACUAUUAAUUUCACCAAUGUGUUUUGAUUGCUUAAUAUGGAUGCCUUAGAUAUGAAGGGUGUUAGUUAUUCUGGAUUGGAA
Messenger RNA from Salvia splendens (bonfire salvia), 2024 nucleotides. RefSeq names its product actin-histidine N-methyltransferase. The record is from RefSeq and is a predicted model, not a curated record. Gene Ontology annotation, molecular function: protein-lysine N-methyltransferase activity; protein binding. Bases 397 to 1812 code for a protein of 471 amino acids. The transcript has 2 exons. Gene Ontology annotation, biological process: peptidyl-lysine monomethylation. NCBI's taxonomy places the organism in Eukaryota, Viridiplantae, Streptophyta, Magnoliopsida, Lamiales, Lamiaceae.